CGUCGUUGUUCUGGCAGAACAACGGUUGGUCCGUCAUCAGCCGCCGACAUUCAUCGCAGCCAUUAGGACUCAAAUCGUCUUGUUUCCCUCUCACUAAUUCCGCUUCCUGCUGGCUUUCUGUCAAUGGGUGUGGACAAGACAAAUACAGAGCUUAACACAUAAACUCUCACGGGGCUACUUGGCCAUGGCCGGCGCACCCGAGUCUGAUGAUGGCGGAGGUGACGGGCAUGGCGAGUCGGGCCUCCAUGGCUAUCAGUUUACGUUCCAAGCUCCGCAUCGGGGCGAUGGAACGCACACUGAUCCGCGGACGGGGCAGAGAAGAGAAAUGUCCGAGUCGUUAUCCGAGAGCGUGCAGAAUUUUCCAGUCGAAUUUGGUCGCACUUACCAUGCGUAUAGGGCAGGGUCGUACGCGUUUCCCAACGAUGCCCCUGAGCAGGAGCGGCUGGCUCUGCAAGCAGAGGCUCUUAGGAAGCUUUUCGAUAACAGGCUGUACUUUGCGCCCCUGACGGAGAGGCCGCCACCGCGGACCGUUCUCGACGUGGCAACGGGCGUCGGCGACUGGGCGAUUCAGAUGGGCGACCGCUUCCCUAACUCGGAGAUUAUCGGCACCGACCUCUCCCCUAUCCAACCGGAGCAUGUGCCCCCAAACGUUAGUUUCUAUGUUGAAGAUUCAUCGGACCCAUGGGAGUACUCGAACAAGUUUGACUACAUCCAUACACGCGUCACUGCAGGCUGUUGGUCAUCGUUCGAGAGUCAAAUCGCUCAACAGGCCUUUGACUAUCUUGAGCCAGGUGGCUGGUUUGAGUCACAGGAGCUUGACAGCACGGUUGCCUGCGACGACGGCACCCUGGAUCCAGAUUCUGCACUGGCGAGAUGGUUCCAGGACAUAGCGGCCGCGGGAGAGUCGUUGAAUCGUUCUAGUGUGGUUGGUGCAUCGCUCAAGGAGAUGUAUCAGCGCGUAGGAUUCGUCGACGUCCAACAGCGAAUCUUCAGACUGCCAAUCAACGGAUGGGCCAAGGACGAAAAACUUAGGGAGCUGGGGCAGAUGUGGGAGAAGAACAUACUUUCCGGCCUUAGCGGGUUUUCGUAUCGGCUCUUCAACUGUGUGUACGGAAGGAGUCCUGCGGAAAUCGAGGUGUCGUUGGUCGACGUUCGACAAGAUGUUUCGAAUCCGCAAAUACACGCCUAUAUGCCAUUCUACGUUGUCUGGGGCCGCAAGCCUUACCCCGGCGAAGGCCCUAAUUCGACACCGAAAUUUCAAUAGCCCGACAAGCGGCUCUCGAAGCUGUACGGCGCACAUAUAUUCAGACUGGAGACCGAUACCCGUCGCCACAGGCCCUGUGGCGGACUUGCAUGUCUAUCAGGAAAUCACCCUGAGAACAAUGGAUGAAAGAUUGGGCUCUAUCAACCGUUCUUGUGGCGGGAAGUCAGACGGUGAAGGGAGCCCUUUGUAUGAUCAAGCAUGGAAGGAGCUCACCGGGCGUUAAAUGCUAUAACGACGCAAGAGUGGGUACAGCCAUUCCUGCUGUGACAGGAGCCUAGCCUGAGCGAGUGCCGUCUCUCGCGAUUGCGCGUCCGAG
Molecule: messenger RNA, 1580 nt
Organism: Purpureocillium takamizusanense
Lineage: Eukaryota; Fungi; Ascomycota; Sordariomycetes; Hypocreales; Ophiocordycipitaceae
Exons: 6
Coding region: 185-1264 (359 amino acids)
Molecular function (GO): methyltransferase activity
Source: RefSeq, a predicted model, not a curated record